This is a messenger RNA of Harmonia axyridis, 2275 nucleotides long. RefSeq lists its product as uncharacterized. NCBI's taxonomy places the organism in Eukaryota, Metazoa, Arthropoda, Insecta, Coleoptera, Coccinellidae. Gene Ontology annotation, biological process: regulation of transcription by RNA polymerase II; DNA-templated transcription. The coding region runs from base 598 to 1995 and encodes 465 amino acids. The transcript is spliced from 6 exons. The record is from RefSeq and is a predicted model, not a curated record. Gene Ontology annotation, molecular function: DNA-binding transcription factor activity, RNA polymerase II-specific; RNA polymerase II cis-regulatory region sequence-specific DNA binding.
CAUUCGAACUUGUCGUCACGACGCAAAGGAGAAGCGCCGUUUGAUAUUGCGGUUUUGAAGCUCCAAUUUUUGCAUCCUAUUCGCUAUAGUUCAUUUUCCUAUCACAGUGUAGAAGGACUUAAUUUUCAUAUUUUCUGUGAUUGAACUUUGUGGUUAAAUCCACACCUUAGACGUUUAUAUUUCAGGAAUACGUCAUUGUUGCACGAAUUUUAGUUUAUGGUGGAUUUUUUAGUGCAGUGAGAGUAAUGAUAAGUGAAUACGAACUGGAUAUGCAAUUCAAGCUCACUUGUAAAUCCAAGAACACUAAAAACAUCCAUCGUAGAAAGUCUAUAUUUAGGUCCCACAAUAUUUUUGUUUGCGUUUUGAAAAGAAAGUGCUCAGGAAGAACAAGAGGAAAAAUGAUGACAUCCACGGAAAUGUUGAGGGUUUAUAACGCUCAACAUCUUUCCUGGAAAGCCCUCUAAGGGAGUCAACAUUUUUAAGACAGAACGCAGUGAAUUCAAUCCUCGUUCAACAUGGAAAACGCCGCUGCUUUCCCAGCCUCUUCUGCAAAAUGGCGAGAAUCUCAACUCAACAAAGUACACAGAAAUAAUAAACAUGCUGAAAGACGAUACAACAGAGAUGAACCCCAAAAUAUUCCUGUUCGUAAAUCCUUACGAAGUAAAUCCAGGAAAUUCCCGAUUGGCUCAGUCUGGGAACGAUCAUUCCUCAACGUCCCAGAUAUUUCCAAUUUCGGUCAAGACAGAUUCUGGAGAUCACAACAGUUACGAAUAUCAGGAAGCCUCCUCCAAAAGAGUCAAACUGGAAAUGGAGGAGUUUUCGGACCUUGGCGAUUUGAUCCCUUCAGCAAGGGAGAGAUCUGCCAUGGAUGAACUUGAUUUUUCAUUAACGGAUCCUGAGGGAAUGACCGACUUAACUAUGCGUUCUUAUGAAUCAGCAAGUCUAAAAGAUCUUGUUGAUGCACAAGAUUUUCACAAAUGUGAAAACAACCAACAACUUUAUAUUGAUAAUCAACACGUUAAUCUAGAAGAUAUAUCAGGAGAAGAAUUCAACAUUUUACAACAAGAACUUACUACUAGUUGUGCGAAUAGUGCUCUAAACGAGCAAUCUAAUAAUAAUAAUAAUAAGAUAAUCCAAAAUUCCAGCUUAAGGGAUAGGGAAUCAUCGAAUAUAUUCAAUUUUGAAGAAGCCGAUUUGGCCUCCCCAUUUGUGAUCGAUAACGAUCACGCAUAUGCAAAUAUGUCAUCACCUUCAGAUACUUCAAUAACACCACAGUAUAGUCCAAUGGGAAUUCAAGAUACUUGGAAUGGUUUUUCCGAUAAACAAAUUGAUUUCAAAAACCGGUUAUCGGAACUUAACCUAGGGGUAAAAUUGUUUGUUGCGGAUACCCUUAACACUCCAGAUAUUUUGGAAUCAGUUGUCAGUUUGGAGGAUGAUAGGUUUAAUUUCUUGAGACAUUUGGAUAAGGAUCAGGAACUCAAAACUAUAAAUGAAAAUGAUCUCUUAUUCCAACCACAGUCAUCACCAGAAUGUAAUAUUCCAAAAGUCCUUGCCAAAAUUGAACCUGAACCAUUGGCUGAUACAAGAUGGUCUUUCAAACCAGAAGAAUAUGAUGAUGAUGACGACGAUUAUGUGCCACCUAAAAAAGCUCGUAUUCACAAAAAAAUGAGCAAGGUGAUCAAAAGUGAUUCUGAAAGUGAUGAAGAUUAUGUUCCUUCAAAAACUGCGAAGAAGAGAACAAGGAGAAUAUCUUCGAUUUCUUCAGACUCUUCCAAGGAUAGUAGUAGAGUUUCCAAAUAUAGGGAGCUUAGAGAUAAGAACAAUGAGGCUUCUAGAAAGUCCAGAUUGAAACGUAAAUUGAAGGAGCAAGAAAUGGAAGUAGAAAUGCAAGGUUUGGUAAAUAAGAAUGUGAAACUCAACGCCAAGGUGGAAGAGCUUAAGAGGAUGGUGGAUAACUUCAGAUCAAAUUUGUUUAAAAUAAUGGCACAGAAAUGAGUGUUGAUAUAGUUGAAUUUAUUCGAUGUUAAUUUUAAUUAUAAUUUCAAUUAAUAUUUUAAUUAGGUAUUUGUUUAUACUCAUCUUGAUGGAAUUUGUUUUAUAAAUCGUCUAAGAUGAGAUUGUUUGUGUCCUGCUAUAUUUUUUAUUGGACACAUGUAACAUAAGUUUGUAUUGAUCGAUUUAAAUCCCUUAUUUGUUUGGGAUGCUUUUAUAAAUAAUCAUUUUAUAAUUAUGUCUGUUAUUAUUUUUAAUGAUUAAUAAAUAAGAAUGUAGUUUA